Molecule: messenger RNA, 733 nt
Organism: Anopheles merus
Lineage: Eukaryota; Metazoa; Arthropoda; Insecta; Diptera; Culicidae
Gene: UQCR-11
Product: cytochrome b-c1 complex subunit 6, mitochondrial
Exons: 3
Coding region: 164-427 (87 amino acids)
Biological process (GO): mitochondrial electron transport, ubiquinol to cytochrome c
Source: RefSeq, a predicted model, not a curated record
CUUCUUUUUGUUUUCUAGCCACGUUCUGUCUUCUUUUUCGAAGUUGGUACAAAAGUCGAGUUUGUCAAAAGUUAUAUCAUCGCCUGGUUGCAAUUUACUUUGCAAUUUUUGACUGCCUCGGUGAUAUCGGAGCGAACCCGCACGCGAUCGAAAGACCGACACGAUGGCUGCCAGGAAGUGGUUCUCGUCCUUUUUCCCCACGGUGAAGGCCCAGGAGGAGGAAGAUAUCGUUGAUCCACAGACGGUGCUGCGGGAAAAGUGUGCCCAGCAUGGAAGCGCACCACAGCUGUGGGAAAAGUACCAGGCAUGUAACGAACGUGUCGGCAGCCGUUCUCAGACGGCCGAAACCUGCGUCGAGGAGCUGUUCGAUUACCUGCACGAGCUGGACCACUGCGUUACAAAGACCCUGUUUUCGAAGCUGAAGUAAGCACGCCCACCUCGGUCCCGGGGGGUGAAGUAACUUUUUGAGGACGAGGCAUGUCGCACACAUAAUUUUUCGCGUCAUAACCGCGUUCAGUUUGACCGUCUGUGUGGCAAGAGAAAGUGGUUAGGGCACUGCGCAAACAGAACAUCGUUUGCGUUGUUGCUGCGUUACCAAAAUGCUGUGUGCACUAACUGCGAUAUGCAACUUUAAAAUCCAAAAUGCAUACAUGCCAAAACACAGAUGCCUCGUCGGAGUGGUUUUUGUUCGAAAUGGAAAAAAUAGUAAAUAAAAUUGAGUUUUAAAAGCGAA